CCUCCCCCUCCCCCUCUCCUCCCCUCCCCCCGGUCAACUUGCUGCGCAUGCGCGGCCACUCUGAGGCAAGAUGGCGGAGGGCGCGACGUCUCUGAAGGAGUUGCGGGCCCAGUACGUUGCUGCAGCCCAAGCACAAGCAGAUGAAAGAAGAAGCCAAAGUGUAAAUAGUCCAAUUCCUGCUGAUCCAUCACCAGUCAUUGUGAAAACACCAACUAAACCAGUAAUAGAUGGCUCCAUGUUGAAGACUGUUGAGAGACAGAGACUAGCCAAGGCACGAAGGGAAGAGAAGGAGAAGGAGAUGGCUGCAAAAGAAUAUCAGUUGCUAGAAAAAGAAAAGAAAGCAAGACUUCAGUACGAAAAGCAAGUGGAAGAGCGACAGAGGAAGUUGGAGGAACAACGGCAGAAGGAGCAACAGAAGCGAGUGGCAGUGGAGGAAAAGAGAAAACAGAAGCAAGAAGAAGAAAAGGAACGGUACGAGGCUGUGAUGCGACGCACUAUAGAACGGAGCCAGCGUUUAGAGCAGAGACAGAAAAGGUGGUCCUGGGGAGGAGCUGUGUCAACAGAGAAGGAAAACCCCAAUGGUGAACUUGACAGUUCCUUAACUCCACCUCUCAGUUUGUCAGAGUGCCCCCCUCCUUCCUCAGACUCAAAGGCUUCCACUGAAGAUGCUUAUGCUGCAGACAAACACUCUACUUCCAGCGUAAAUCCAAUGAAGCAAGGAGGGUCAGUAAUGACGAAGCGCUUAUCUUCAUCCUCCACAGCUCUGCUCAACUCUCCGGACAAAGGCACAGCGGAUAAGAAGAGGAGCUCCUCGCUAAAUAGAUUGGCCAGUAACCCUCGCUCAUCUACUCAUGUAGACAAACUCUCAAGAGAAGAUCUUCAAGCUCGACGUUCGCAGAACAGUCCUGUAGAGAGUAGUAUAAUCAGCCGCUUGCUAAUGCCCACACAGUCAUCGUUAGCUAGGAGCAAGAGUGCUGCUGCUUUACCAGAAGCUGGACAAAGUUCUGCAGAGUCUCAUCUCUGUACUCGUUCAGCUUCAGCUGGCCCCAUGAAAUCGCCCAUCAACCCAGCCAACAAGCCUCUGCGUAGCCGUAGCUCUGAUCGACAGAACUCAGUGGAUGCCAGCGCUGGAGGGGUGACACCAGUUGAGGCCAUGCAGAAGCAAAUCAAAGGAAAGCGCCCUUCAUCUCCUGUGGCAGCAAGCCGUAGACGGUCUCCAUCCCCAAAUAUAGCAAAGAGACCCCCAUCGCCAUCAAACCCAGGCACCAAGAGACCCCCAUCACCAAGUACAGGCACAAGGCGACCCCCAUCACCGUCAAAUUCAGGAGCUCGGAGACCCUCUUCACCAAAUACAAGCACAAGGAGACCUCCAUCACCGAGUACAGCCACAAGGCGACCCCCAUCACCAUCAAAUCCAGCAGCUCGGAGACCCUCUUCACCAUCAAACUCAGUAAUGAAGAGAUCAACUUCACCAUCAAUGGUCAAAUCAAGUCCAAAGAACUAUCCUCCUCCUCCCAGCACAUUCAGACAGCAUCCUCCGUCCCCCACAUCUGUCCAUCGACCUCUACCUGUUCACCGACCUCCGUCUACAUCCGCAACCAAAAAGAAACCGGAGAAGGAAGCGAAACCAAAGCAAAAAUUGGAAGUUAGCGUUGCAGAAAAAGACUCUUCAACAUCAUCGAGCAAGUCCAAAGAUUCUGAGCAGAAGCCAGCAGGGACCACAUCUGCUGAAGAGGCUGUCAAAAUCCUGGCUGAGAACAGGCGCCUGGCUCGUGAGCAAAAGGAGCGUGAAGAACAGGAGAGGCUACAGUUAGCGGAAGCUGAGAGGCUCAGGAAAGAAGAGCUAAAGAAGAAGGCAGCUGAAGAGAAGCUUUGCAAAGAAGAGGCAGCUCGACUGCAGAGAGAAGAAAGAAAGCUUGCAGAAGAGGAGAAUCAGAGAAAAGCUGAAGAGGAAAGACUCUGCAGGGAACGUGAGGAACAGGAACGUCUUGCAGAUCUGAGGCUCCAGAGAGAAGAGGCUGAAGCGAGAGAGGCAGAGCGGCAGAGACAGGAGCGGGAGCGAAUCAUGCAACAGAACGAGCAAGAGCGGCUUGCCCGGAGGAAGAGAAUUAAAGAGAUCAUGAGGAGAACCAGGAAGGAUGAUCAGGAACAAUCAAAGACUGAAAGAUUGCAUGAUGAGGCAGCUGAAGAGAGCGGUGAGGAUGAGCCAAGAAAUGGGGAUACAGAUGAAGUAGAUAGCACCAAUGGAAUGGAUGAACUUCAAGACCCAUCUCAUGAUUGUGUGGAGUUGACUGAAGCUGUAGGAGAGGAACCAAUAGGAUUAAACGGUGUCAGCAUAAUCGAUAAUAUUGCAGUGCAUCUGAAUGAACAGUCAGUGAUGGGUGUAAGCACUGUACCAAAGGACAACUGUGUUAUAUCAGAACUUAUAAAUGUCAGUGAAGUAGAUGGAAGUGUUGUACAUCAGAAUGGAAAGUCCAGCUCAUGGAUCAUUGAUGAGUUUAUCGAGCUUGGUGUUUGUUCAAAGACAAGCAAGUUAACCAUGGCUGCCUGCGACGCCCAGGUUUGUAACCAAAGCAUUCCGGAGAUUGGAUGUGAAGAGAAUGGAGGAGUGACGUCUCUGGCCAAACCCAUCGAGGGAGCAGCAGAACUCUGAACGUCUUGAUUGGAAUUGCACUUACACAUUCAGUAUUUUACCGAGUGCUGAACACCUUGUUACAUGAAGCUGCUUAUAGAGGACUUCUCAGUGUGCGCAGAAGAAUUAAUGAAUCCAUCACCACGGUGAAUGCUGGUUUACACCGUUCCAUAUUUCAGGAGCUUGCUCCUUGACUUCUGUUGGUAGAUUUUUCUAACCUGUUUUUGGGUUAAUCUGUCAAAUUCCUUUCCUAACUCCCUCUCUUGUCAAACGAGUUAUUUGGAUCUACCUUGAUUUUCAUAUUGGAUUAGCUCUGGUUUGUCACCCUCGUCACACAGGAAUGAGUUUUUGCAGGGUGAAUAGUGCUUAUCGUUCUGUGAGCAGUUAAUUCUGUUCAUUAAAGUUAUUAAUAAUAACGUGACAGUAAUGAACCAGCUAUGGUUCACAUAAAGCGAUGGGGCUGAAAAAGUGUUGCAGUUCUGUUGUGAAUCUGUUUCAUGUGCAAAGUCAGACUUGUGAUGCAUUUUAACUUUUAAUGGUUAAAGUGUGAUGGCUUGUCUCACCUCAGUGAUUAUUCAACUGGAAAUGUAGGUAAUUAUGAUAGGAUGUAGCAGCUAGAUAACACUCACUCCCCACACUGAGAUGUUUAAAUAGAUUCGGCUGUGGGAGAGCUAUAUUGGGAGUGGGACAAUGUAACAGUGAGUUGGGAGACGUGUUUCGAAGGAAUAUUGUGAGAAGUGGUGGAGCGCAGUAAUAUGAAAGUAUUAGUUGAAGGUCAUUACAUUUCCGCUGUUUAAUGUUGUACUGAAAUAGAAAUUGUGAAUUAACCGAUUAUUUAAUUGGCUCCUUUUUUCAGUUUCAUCCUUCUAGAAUAUUCUAUUUUUAAUAAGCCUGCACUAACAUACGUUAAUGAAAUAGCUUCUGUUAUAAACUCUGUUUAUUUGUUGUUAGGAACUUAGCAUUUACAUAUAUUUCACUUAUUUUAAGGUAAGACGUUUUAUUUGGCAUAAUGUAUUUAAGUAUUUCUGUAUACAUCUUAAGUAUUAAUUUGUUUUACAUUCAAAACAGUAUUUGGCCAGAAGACUAUUUCCUGAUGGUCUUUCUGUUCUGAGAUUUCUCUUCCAAGCAUCAUAUUGUAUUAAUGAGAUAUAAAUAAGAAACGUUAAGGCAACAUGUCAGGAUCAGUUAUCUUUGAAGAGCCUCUUCACUGCAGCCCAGCAGGUCACAAUCCACCUUUGAUAGAUGUGGCUGUAAACCCUAGGCUGCUUUCACCCUCAGCUUCCCAACGUAUUUAGCUGCUGCCGUCCAUAGGAAGGUGCAUCUUUUCACAGCAGUUGUUCCAUCUAUGAGCUUUAUUCAAUAUUUUCCUGUUCUCAGUUGUUUUUUUUUUAAUCCGAUAAGGAGCCUUAGGCUGCAGUGACUGAUAUUCUCAGCUAUAUCGACUGCAAAAGGAAUACCCUCACUUGGCUAUUCAGCUGUUUUUUUUGCUGGUGCAGUUUAUAGAAAUGAGAAUCUUCUGGUCUGUAACAUGUACUUACGGCAGUCACGAUCACCUCUCACUGACAGUUCACAGACCAGAACAGUGCCUUAGGUCAAUUUUUUGUGUAUUUUUGUAAGAUAAUUAACUUGAACUCUUUACAAGGAAAUGACAAUCUCUCGCUGAACUACCCUCUGCGCUGUGCUUUUGCUCAGUGCCCUCUUCACAACUGUAUGUAAAUAGCAAUGUGAAUCAUUUAAAUAAAUUUUACAGGUUUAAAUUAAGUGCUUUAUUUUGAUUCUA
This is a messenger RNA of Mobula hypostoma (lesser devil ray), 4412 nucleotides long. RefSeq names its product MAP7 domain containing 3 (gene map7d3). Lineage: Eukaryota; Metazoa; Chordata; Chondrichthyes; Myliobatiformes; Myliobatidae. The transcript has 20 exons. The record is from RefSeq and is a predicted model, not a curated record. Gene Ontology annotation, cellular component: microtubule cytoskeleton. The coding region runs from base 71 to 2653 and encodes 860 amino acids. Gene Ontology annotation, biological process: microtubule cytoskeleton organization.